AUCCUUGUCAAACGCAUACGUAUCGAACAUCAUAUAGGUAUUGUCAUACUCCUUACACUCGCACACAUUCAUUCGUUUUGCGUUGUUUCAAUCCACACAUAUACAUAUGCACAAUGUGUACGCUGCAGACGGGAGUAAAAAAUCCAAACUCUCACGUUAUACACACGUGUUUCACGCAAACACGAUGCACGCGUGCAGGCUCAAUUGGUUCGUGCAUAUAGAAGAAGAAGCAAGAAAAAAAAAAACAAAAAAAAUUUCUCUGUCUCUCUAUAUGUGUGUAUCAUAUCGUCAGUGCUACGACUAUAUAUGACAGAUCAGUGCAUGAGCUAAAGGAAAAGCUCUCGAAACACACAUAAAUCGAUCGAACCGAGUCACAGUGAGCGAAAUCAAGAAGAACAAAACUCAAAACAAAUCAGCAACAACGUCAAAACCAAGCGACACAAACAAGGUACAGACCCCAAAAGAAUAUCUAUAAUUUUUAUACAUAUUUUAUUGUGAUUCAUUCAUCGAUAUUGAUAUAGCAGAAAAAAAAAGAAAUAAAAUAGAAACGUCUAGCGAAAAAAAAGUAUUAGCCAAAAAUCAAAAAUCGAAUGACAGAGUGAAGAAGAAGAAGAAGAAGGGAAAAAAAUGAAACGAAAAGGCAUUAUUAUUAUUUGAUAUACAAUUAUUUUUUUUCGUGUGUGGUGUGUGAAAUAAACAAAAACAGGGCAAAAAUGAAUUGAAAAUGAAGCAAAUGAAAGAAAGAAGAGAGCGAAAAAAAGAGUAGCAGCAGCGACGACGACGACGUUUUAAACGACAACGACAACGACAACCAAUGAAAUAACAAUAACAAUUUAUUUCUGAUUCAGUGAGUGUUUGUGUUUUUGAUUGUUUGAGUGUACGGCGGACAAUUGUUUCUGCCUCGAUCGAGCAGAAGAAAAAAAAGUGUUUAGUGUCGAAAAAUCAAGAAAAAAAAAAAGACAGUCGAAGAAAAUCGGCGACACAGUCAGUCAACUAAAACUUCAAAACGCGGAAAACACUCCGAAAUUGGCCAAUUUAGUUGUUCUGUUUUUUUUUUCUGUACUGUGCUACUCUUCUUUCAUUUCGUUCUGAUUCGCGAAUGAAUCAUACACAGCAUCAGACAUAGAGCUAAACAAAAUAGCAUAAAUUUUUUUUUUAAUAUUUCGGUUGGUUGGAAUUGAUCCUGUGCUAUUUAUUUAAUUGUUGUUUUUUUUUUUGAAGUGUCGAUGAAUAAUCGAAAAUCGAUGAGUGAGAGAAAGAGAGCAAUGGGGAAAAAUAUUUUUGAUUCGUGUUAAGAGAAAUAUAUGGUGAAGUAUAUGUGUGUGAUUGUGCUAAGCACAGCGAUAUCAUUGAACUAUAUUUAAUACAAAAGAGAGAGAAAAAUAUUGAUAUAUACGAUACGUAAUAAGCCAAAGCAAACGAAAAGAAAAGAAGACGAAGAAGAAGAAGAAGAAGGAAAAAAACGUCAAGCAGCGAAAACGCCUGACCUACCCACAACAACGCAACCAAAGUGAAAAUCAAUUUCGGAUUCUCUUUCUCCUGCCUGUAUUUCCAUUGGCGUCCGUGCAAAUGUUCGAACAACGAAAUAUGGUUGAUUAAUUUUGUGUUCGGUUAUCAGGCUAAAAAAAAAAAACAAAAUAAACAAAAUUGAGAGAAAAAAAAAAUGUACGCAGUGGCAAGUCAUACGUAUCAAGUGAAAACACUCAUUUUGGAAUCAAAAGCCGAUACAAGUUCUUAGAAAUUCGAUCCACUCUUGCAUUUAAUCCACACAAUUGAUAGCUGUUCAAACGACGAAAAAUCAAAGCAAAACCUCCAGAAAAAAAAAACGAAGAAGAAGGAGCAGCCUCACUCAGUGAAUCAAAAUUUGUCGGCUGAAUCAUGAUAGUUUCGAACUUUUGAAUACCAUCCAAACCACAAUCGAAACCGAUUACGACCGCGUUUUCAUCAUAAAUAAAAUAAAUCACAUUCACACGCAAAACGAAGCAAAAGAAAAAUAUUAUCAUGAUGAAUAAAAAAAAAACCGAUGAUUCAAUGAGGUUCAGCAUUUUGUGAUAUGUAAACGUUUAAAUAAAUUUAUCGUAUAUAGUUUAACAUAAAGAAAAAAUCAAGUGAUAGCUGCUUAGCAAGAAAUUGAAAUAAUCACACAUAAAAUACACAACAUUAAAUCGAAACCGAAACCGAGAGAAAGAAACAAAAAACAAAAUAAUAUAAAUUUAACAUGCAUACGACUAAUCCAGGGUAUUUGCGGUGCAGCAAUCAAACGGGAUGCCAGUGAGAGUUUGAAAGGAUAGUUUCGCGUAGCGACACAAACAGCAACAAAAGCAUUUUUGGUGGUGUAGCACCAGAAAGGAAGUCUAGCAGCUACGACAACGAUUACUGCGUCAAAAGAACAACCAACAUAUAACUCAUAUAAACAACGGCAAGAAUUUAAUUAAUUUUCAUCAUCGUCACAUUUAUAUAUGUACAAUAAUAUAUGCAUAUAAGAUUGAAUAUGUGUGAGUGUGCGUCUUUGUGCGCGCGCGACACACACAGUGUUUAUAUACCAUUGAAUCAAAUAGCAAAUCUUAAUGCACAAGUGAGAUGCGGCGUGCGUGUGCACACAGCCGUUUAAAAUGAGGACAAUUUUCUAUGGACAAUUCUCAUUUGAACUUUUAAAAUAUCAGAAGAAACACGUCGUUUAGUGUUCGUCCUGAAAACGCGUAAAUCAACUGGCUGACCGCGUGAGAGAGAGAGAGAGAGAGAGAGAGAAACAAACACUCGCGGAUGCGCUCAUAGCCGUUUUAUUUUUCCUUCUUUCCGUUCCGUUAUUUACUUUUCUUUGUAAAUUUUUUUUUUAUUCACUGUUUUAAUCAUUUUCUUUCCGUCGAAUUGUACUAUUUUCUCGGUGUUUUAUUUGUGUGAAAAUUUAAGAAGAACUGUUUUUCGGUUUCAACAUUUGCAUCUCAAUAUAUGCAGUUUUGAAAUUGUGUUUCCGAAUAAAAGAAAUAAAAGAAAAUUUUAAAAAAUCAGUGCAGUGUGUAUAAAGUGUGUGAUUCAAUAAUCAGAUUUCGGUGCAAAUCAAUCGGUAGCCGCAAUAAUGCGGCACAAACGAGUCACUAAUAAAAAGCAAUCAGUUAAUCAACGUUUAGAUAACAAUAGCCAUACAAGCCCACAACAUCAAGAAUCAUUCGCAAAAAACUGCGAUAUUUGCAAUGCAAAAACAGCCCGUGCCCAAGGAACACUCAAAUCGGCGUCAUCGCUUCAGACAAAAAAUCUUACAAAAACUACCGUCGUCACUAAUAAUCCACGCGUAGACGAAGACUCAAUUUUUAUUAGCAACAAUUGUUCCACUUCUCACCAAAUUACUCUAUCCUCAUCAAAGUCACUCGAGUCGAGAGAAAAAGCAACUGCAUCUCCAUCUCCAUCUGUCAUAAAACACAAUUCUGUAUCGCGGCAACCGUUAAAAGGAAGGGGCGAAUUAUCAUCAGCGGGUGCGUCAGCAACGCAGCUAAAUCAUCUAAAUCCACGUGAACGAAAGACUGGAACUGUUUGCGCACCGAUUGCUGCACAAUUGUCGAAAACAGCAUCGAAUGCCAUACGUUCGAAUUCAACACAGUUGAAUCAACAACAGCAACAAAAUCAAAAAUCUGUGAACACUUCUUCGAGUCAUAAUAACGCAGGUUCAGCUGAAAAUCAGCAGCCACAAAUUGGUGAUAGUAAUCAUUUGCAAAAUUUAUCGAAAACGGGUUCAUUUCUAAGUCAUUUGGCCCGGGAAUUGUCCGGUGGUCGUGGCAGCAGUAGCUCAACGGCUAGUGAUUUACCUGCAAUGAAAUCAACCAGUCGAAAUAAUUCGAGCGGUAGCAAUAGUAGUGGAGCGGCAGCGAUAUCGGCCGGAAAACAGCAACGUUUACGAAAACAACAGCAACAACAGCAUAGCUGUAGCGAGGGCAGUGUUUGCGAGGAGGCUCGCGAAAUCGACGACAUUCAAAGCAAUAAAUCGAUGGCUAACGAGCCUCCGGCGACAAAGACAGAGGCACCAACAACCAGCACAAACAUUGAGACAUCCGACGAAAACGAUACGAAAAUGUCGAACGAUGGGGUCUCAGAUGUAUCAACAGACUUAGCAUUAAAUAACGGUGGUGAUAAUGAUAAAAUAGUUUCCAGUGGCCGUGAAUCGAGCGCUUGUAAUGCAAAUGAACAUUUAAUAGAUGUGCAUAAGUUAGAUAAGAAUGAACAGCAAAUAGAUAGUCAGUCAACGUCAGAUCAAGUGAAGGAAGCGGCUGCGGUGAUGAUGGAGGCAACGACGCCGGCGGCUAGUUCAAUGGCCGGAAAUAAAGAUGCAAUAGGUGCAAAACUUUCAACAGAAUGUACGAGUACUGCGCUGCUGGAAGUAAGAUCGCCGGAUGAAACGCAGCGAAAUAAUAUGCAUCGACGUUUCAUUCGCAAGAGUUUGGAUGCCGCGACAAAUAAUUUAUUUUAUUCGAAAAAUUUGUUCAUCGAUUCGGACACCAUCGAAACGGAGUAUCCACGUAAUUUGGAUGAUAAUAUUGAAUUGUUGAGCACAGAGACUGAAAUAUUAGAGGCGCAAUUUAUUCCAUCGGAUGAUAAAUUCCUGCAGUUCGAUGUGGCAUUUGGGCCGCAAGACGAGCAUAAAUUGGAACAGGAGCCAAUCGGAACGGAAGAUGAUGAGGAACCGGUGGGUGUAUCGCCGUGCGGUCGAUUCUUCAAAUAUGACAAAGAGGUUGGCCGUGGCUCAUUCAAGACUGUGUACCGUGGACUAGACACGCAAACUGGUGUUGCUGUCGCCUGGUGUGAGCUGCUCGACAAAAAGGUGAACAAAGCGGAGCGGCAACGGUUUCGCGAAGAGGCGGAAAUGUUGAAAAAACUACAACAUCCGAACAUUGUACGAUUUUACAAUUACUGGGAGGUGGCCAAUGGCAAAAAGAAGAAUAUCGUCUUGGUCACGGAGCUCAUGUUGUCCGGCACCCUAAAAUCGUAUUUGCGACGCUUCAAAAAAAUCACACCGAAAGUAUUAAAAUCAUGGUGUCGGCAAAUUUUAAAAGGUUUAUACUUUUUACACACACGAUCACCGUCUAUCAUUCAUCGUGACUUGAAAUGUGAUAAUAUUUUCAUAACCGGCACGACCGGUAGCAUAAAAAUCGGCGAUUUGGGCUUGGCCACGCUAAAAAAUCGUAGCUUUGCCAAAUCCGUGAUCGGCACACCGGAAUUUAUGGCCCCGGAAAUGUACGAAGAAAGUUAUGACGAAGCGGUCGAUGUGUACGCCUUCGGUAUGUGCAUGUUGGAGAUGGCCACCUCUGAGUAUCCAUACAAUGAGUGCGCGGGUCCGGCUCAAAUCUACAAAAAAGUGGUGUGUGGCAUCAAACCGGUGAGCUUCGAAAAAAUUGAAAACCCAGAAGUCAAAGAUAUUAUCGAUCGUUGUACGAAAUUACGGAAAGAAGAUCGACCCAGUUGCCUUGACCUAUUGAACUCGGAUUUCUUUUGCGAAGAUUUGGGCAUUAAACUUGAACCGAUCACAAAGCAACAGUUUCUGCUGAGCACCGCGUGUAAUAAUAUCGAAUUUCGAUUGCGGCUAAUGGAUCCAAAGAAGCGAACAUCCAAGCACAAAGAAAACGAGGCCAUUCAAUUUGAUUUUGAUAUCACGACUGAUAAUGCGGAUGAGCUGGCGAGCGAGAUGUUCAAAUCGAAUAUUAUCAAUGAAGAAGAUUCAAAAGCGGUGGCAAAAUUGAUCAAAGUACAAGUGGCUGCGUUGAUCAAACAAAGGCGCGAAUUGAUGGCACAGAAACAGGUCGAUGGCCAAAAACCGCAUUUGAGAUCGAAAGCGUUGCGUGCCCAGCAAAUGUUGGCCUUUCAAAAGGCAGCCGAAAUCAAUGAAGAGGACGAUGAUGAAGAGGAGUCCGAUGAAGUGGAAGAAGAGGAUGAUGAGUGCGAAGAGUACGGUUACAUACCCGGUGAGAUGAUCAACGCAACGGACGUACUGGUAUUGGGCAAUAGACGUGCCAAUAUUCAGUCGAAGGAUAGUGGCCUUGUGCAACAAUCUAGUCUGGAUGAUGCAAGCAUACCCACGGUUAGCUACGAUCAAAACGUUCUGACCACAAUCGUUUCAGAAAUUGAUAGCAUUCCCAAAGAACAUAAUGAUAACGCAAUGCAACAAGUGCAAUAUGCAAAUGUUGAAGCCGAUUUGCACAUUGCACGCAAUGACACCGAAUUUGUAGCGAAUAACAUACAGGUUGAAAAUGAGAACCGAGUGAUUGACGAUUCGAUUCGAUCAAACCAAGUGCAGCAGCACCAGCAGCAGCAAUCAGUGCCGGUGGAACAACAACCGAUGCGCAUAAAUGUUGGAUCGUCAACCGAUAUUAGUGCACACAUUAACGCACAAUCGAUGGUUGCACAAGACAAUCACCUCGGUCCACAGAAUCUCGUGUCUCCAAAUGAAGUUGUCAUGCAAGUUGCACCAGGUCAAAUAAAUACAACGCCUGAAGUGUGGAGCCAACAGCAAAUUCAGCAACAGAUUCAACAACAACAACAACAACAGAUUCAGCAGCAACAACAAAAAAUACAGCAGCAACAGCAACAAAUUCAACAGCAGCAACAGCAAAUCCAACAGCAACAAAUCCAACAGCAACAAAUUCAGCAGCAACAACAGCAACAAAUUCAACAGCAGCAGCAGCAGCAGCAACAGCAACAGCAACAGCAACAAAUUCAACAGCAGCAGCAACAGCCACCACCACAGCAAAUGCAUCAGCAGCUUAAUGAAGUUCAUGACUCGAAUGUUCUAAACUAUCAAACGCAAGCCGAUCAUGGUGCAAUGUUAACUGAGCACGUGUCCACCGGUGUUCCAGUGAUGUAUGACAUCAAUGCCAGUGCGGUGCCAGGAUCAAAUGUGACAGUGAAUCAAACAACCGAUCAAAAUGCCCUUGAUAUCGAAGCACAGGCCAUAAACAUUAUCCCUGACACGUCAUCGACUGGUGCGCAACAAGAGCUAGUCCAAGCUUUGCAUACAAUCACCCAAUCAUCCACUUCCAAUGAGCAAAACAUAUUACAAUCGCAUGCACCUGCACCUGUCGUUUCGGCGCCAGCGCCAUCAGCUGUCAGUUAUCCAGCCACGGCUCAGGCUCAGGUGGUCAAUCAACCGACAGCAGGAUUAGUGCCUCAACCAAUUCCACAGCCAACCUCUCAAACAAUUCAACCUCAAUCGAGUCAAGUAGUGUCAACAUCAGUGGCAUCACAAACCACCAAUUUAAUAACGCAACCAGCGAUUGUUUCUCAGCCGAUACAAAAUGCGCAACCGAUUUUGCAAUCCGUUCAAAGUCAACCAAUUCCACAACCUCAACAACCACAAUCACAGCCUCAAAUGGCGAUGUCACAGCAACAGCCAUCGGAGCAAGACCAAUCACAACAGCAGCCACAAUCGCAAGCGCCAGUCGCGAAUAGCGGUAGCAAUACGAAUGUCGCGCCAAGCACAAAAUCGUCCCAAAGUGGCGAAAGCAAAACCCGACGAUCGAACAAAUCAUCGGAGCGUAUACCGAAACUAGUGAUAUUGAGCGUUCAAAAUGGGACACUGGUCGAUUGUUCCAUGGAGAGCAAACUGAAAACCAUUAAAUUCAAAUUUGAUAUUAGCGAUGUGAAUCCAAUUGAUGUAGCAAAUGAUUUGAUAUCAAAGGAAUUGCUAUCAGCGAGCCAAAGAAAUGUGUUUGCCGAUAUGGUGAAGGAUAUCGUGAGGCAACUCAAAUUGAAUCCAAACCAAAUACCCGUGCCGCAGACAACUCACCGCCGAACUGGAAGUGGUCUCGAAAAGGUGAGACACGCGUCUCUAACGAGACAGCGAACAGCUUUUCGAACGCAUCAAAGACAUCGAUCAAAGGAUGAAACUUCGUCGUUAUCGAAAAUGUUCGAUCCAACCAUUUACAGUAUGCAACCGCUACAAGGUGUUCAAAAUACCUCACAGAGUCCAAACAGCACGAAUAAUAACAAUAACAAUAAUAUAAUCAACAAUAAUAACAACAAUGACGUUGUGUCUGACACAAUUAAGCAUUUUCCCGAUGAUGUGAACAAUGCACUUGUUGGAACACCGCAAUCUAUAAACCAUUCCGAGCAUCAGCAAAUGGCUGGACACGAGCUAUCACGCAAAACAAGCACCGCCUCUGAAUGUACGACAAUGUCUGAUUAUACUCCAGAGAAUACAAUUUCGUCGUCAACGACAUCAUCGCCGCCGACCAUUUCAAUGUUCCAACAUAUUAGUGAUAUACCAAGUUCGUUUGAAGCGCAAAAUACGACUCAAUUCAAUGCUAAUGAUGCCAAAGAAUCAAUGACGCUUGCACCUAAUUCGACACUAGACCAAAUGCCAAAGGAAGUUGCCCAAGUGCUUGACGCUUCCGAAAAUGUUUUCGUUCCGCUUCAAUUGGCUCCCGACCAACCGACGCCCGUACAAAAAGCCGGUUUGCCUGAUGGUGGCAGUGGUGAUUUGGUUGCAGACAAUACUGCAUCGAUACCACAUCAAGCACCGGUGACCGUUGUGGCCGUAGAAAGUACACCGUCUAUAGUAGCGACAGAGCCACAAAAGGAUUUGGAAGCCGCUUCGCCGACAAAAGCUCAACCCGUUCGAAAAAUAUCACGUUUCUUAGUUAGCCCCGCAAUAUUAACGGUAACAAAUGAAAAGAGUACUUGCAUUGAAGAGCCAAUGAAAUCGCCGCCGCCUCCAAUAAGCCAGGCGCCGAACGUUGCGAAUGUUUUACAAGGUGAUAUACAUCAAAUUCCAUCACAAAAUCAAGUACCACAGCUGAUCCCAAGUGAUGAACAGCUGCGAACGCAACAACAACAACAACAGCAGCAGCAGCAGCAGCAAUUACAACCGCCACCGGCUGAUGUCACUCAAACGAUCGUUGACUUGACCGAACAGGUGAUCGUCACGAAUUCCGGCGGCCAACAAUUUAUGAAUGCGUCGAAUGUGCUAAAUGUGCCCACGCAACUCAGCGGAAAAAUUGCCGAAUUCAUUUCGGCUGUACAGCCGGAAGGCGCACCAUUUAUCAAUCCAACCGAUAUUAUUUCGCAAUCGAAUGCAAUGGAAACCAAAGAAUUCAUUCAGCAACAAUUGAAGAAACCACUUGGACCGGAUCACAUCAAUACAUUGGAGCAAUUGAAAAUUGAAUUGGAGAACAUUACGCACGUGCAUAUGAUGACCAAAUUCUUAGCGGAAAAUGAGGGAAGCUCAUCUCAACUGUCACCCGAGAUGGGUGGAAAUCAACUUAUUGGUGAAGAUCAAAUGAACAUAGUCAACUAUAUUCCAGGCAACGCGGAAAAUCCACAAGAUAUCAUGCAAGGCGGCUUUGUGAAUCAAGCGAUGCACAUGGAUAUGUACAAUGGGAACAAUAUGCAACCGAAUUAUAUUGACUCCAAUCAGUAUAUCGACUCUAAUCAAGUGAUUCAGCAAUCACAUCAACAACACCAGCAUCAGUAUUCAGCGCCCGAUAGUGUGGCUACUUCAACUAUUACAUCGCCACCAGAAUAUAAUCAGCAAGUAGUGAACUCACCGACAUUGAAUUUACAACCAUUGGAUUUGAUUUCAGCCUUGCAACCAGCACAACAAGCCAAUCAACAAAUGAUUCAUCACCAAAUGAUGUCGCAUCAACCGAAUUCCGGCCAGCAAAAUACAUCGGUCGUUUCGACUCCAACGGGCGAAUACAUGCCACAGCCGUUCCAGAACAUCGAAACAGAAAUUCAGCAAAUGACAAAUAUUGUUCAGCAACCAUUGUCUCAGCAGACCGGUAAUCUGACAUAUUCAGAUGCCGUAAAGCUUCCGAAUCAAGAGCCAACAGGUAAUUUGCAACAUCAAGGCGGUCAUCAUAUGAAUCAAUGGCAAGAGCCUCAGGAAAAUAUGACUGAAAUACCGAACCAAACGAGCACAAUUCCAAAUCAAACGAUGCCAAUGGCAAAUGCAGUCAUUGCACCGCACAGUGAUAUGGAUAUGAUGGCAAAUGCCAAUGUAAAUCAAGUCAUUACGAGGAGCGAACCGGAACGAGUUCCGGAACCAAAUCCACCACAAGUGCGGAAAAUUUCACGGUUCCAAGUAUCGCAUGUGAAAGAAGAGGAUAAAUCCGUGACACUACCGAACAUCAUUCAUGGAGCCGAUGUGCUGUUAGAAAAUUGUUCGGCCGAACAACCAAAACAAGUGCAAGUUGUACACGAUAUGGGUGCACAUAACAUUCAGUCACCGAUCGAUAAUUCGCCCGAUAAAAUUGAGUCAAUGCAACAGCAACAGCAACAGCAACAGCAACAGCAACAGCAACAACAACAGCAACAGCAACAGCAACAGCAACAGAAACAACAACAGCAACACCAACAGCAACAGCAACAACAACAACAACAGCAACAGCAACAGCAACAGCAACAACAACAAGUGCUGCCCCACCAUCAAAUGGCCAAUCAAAUGCCAUCUGAAGUGCCGAUGCAACAAAUGCAACAGCAAUUCAAUCAAGCGCCAGUUUCACAUGAGCAAUCUGUCAUGCAAUCGCAAAAUUAUGCGUCGACACAGCCGAUUCAGUCCCAAAUUCAACAAGCGCCAGGGCAAAACUAUCCAACAAUGGAUCAAUCGCACAUAAUGAAUCAACAAGUGAUGCAACCGCCACCGCAGACGAUGACAUCAAUGGCACCACAGACCACGAUCACAAUGCAGGCGCAAAUGAUUCCAACGCCACAGCCACAACCGGUCGUAUCCCAACCAGCGCCCGUUCCAUAUGUUCCGGAACAAACGAACAUGCAGCAACAACAACAACCACAACAAAUCAGUUACAACCAAAAUCAAAGCCAUACACUUCAACACAAUAUCGAUACUACAGUUGGUAUGAUAGGGAAUAUGAGCUAUCAGCCAGUUUCGCAACCACAAGUUUUACCCGUGGAAAAGCCAUUAUUCACACAAACACUACAGCCACCAGUGCCACAGCCAUCAACUGUUUGUACGCCAUCGGAAAUGAUGACCACAACAAUACCUCAAAACGAAAAAACGGAAAUUAAACACAAUUUGGAAGUAACACGAAAUAUGUUGAGUACGAUGCGUUUGGAGCCAACAAGUCGGCAACGAUUGCAAUUGUUGCUUCAGCGUCAGCACAUUGAAGAGGAGGAAUUACGAUUGCGACACUUUAUGGAAUUGGAAAAGUUUAGAGAACAAAUUACGAGUGAUGAUCAAAAGACAAAUUAGCAGCUAAUUACAUACGAAAUGCCAGAGCCUGAAAUGAGUGAACAGAUGAGAAAUCGCGAUGAAGAUUGUUGAAAUGAAGAAAUGUGAAUGAAAUUGGAGACUGCGGCGCUUCGAAAUAGAGAGAGAGAAAAAACAGGAGAAAAACAAAUGUGAUGCGCAACUUGACCACUACACACCAGACCAAAACGAUUGCUCAAAGCUCAUAGAUAUAGUAUUGAAGAAAAAAAAACAAGUAUAAAUCUAGAAUAGAGUAAAAUAAAAUGGAAAUCUAAGCUUCGGUAACCGCUGAACGGUAUUAGCCUAAAAGUGAGAAAGGGAGAGAAACAAUUAUUUAAAAUGCCAUAACUGAGAGGAAAUGUCGAACAUGUCAACUCAAAAUAAAACCGAACUCGAACGUAGAUGUAAAUGAAUAAAAAAUAAAGAAACAGCAACAAAAGCGCGAUAAUUGUGUAAUAGGAAUAUGAUUGAAGGAAGAGCCACAACAUGCAGAGAAGGUUGUAAAUUAUAUAGGUUUUGUGAUCGCUGUUGCGAUGUAAGGUUGCAGUCUUCCUUCUCUCAAAACAAAAACACUAGUGUGAUUAUAUAAACAAAUUGUCUUUUUUUUUGUAAAAAAAAAACGGAAUUUGCCUAUUAAUUUUGAUGGAUGAAAAAUAUCGGUAAUGCAGCAGCCAAACCAACAAACUACAAAAUAAAAUCAACAACACUAUGUACCAAAAUGAGAUUUGUAUUGCCUAAAUUUUUUUUUUAUUUUUCUGUGCAAACGAAGUUUUUUUUUUAUUGCAAAAUGUUAAGCAAGAAAAAGAAAACCCAAUAGAAUUUUAUGAUUUGAUAAUAAUUGUUGAAGGAGAGAAAGAAUUAAAUGAAGAAAUUGCUGAGAGAGAAUGGAUGUGAAAAAGUGAUUGAUAUCGAAUUUUGUUGAAUUCCAAUUCAUAAAGGAACAAAAGAGAAAAAAAAUUAUGUGAAAUAUCUGUUAAUCUGAGUUUUCUUUUUCUUGCUAUUGUUUGUUUUACCACCGUUCACAUCAUCCAAGAAACACAGUACGUAUGUUUAAAAUGCAUCAUUAAUACGUGACGUCGUCGUAUCCGUGGGAAAUGCAACAAAUUGCGAUUAUAUAGUCUAUCUUUAAGAACGCUCCCUCAAAACAAAAGAAAUACAAUUGUAAAAUGGAAAAUACACACACAUGUUUGCUUUAAAUGUAUAAAAAAACAAAAAACCUAAUAAAUCAAAAAAAUACAAACUGCAA
Sitodiplosis mosellana (orange wheat blossom midge) is the source of this 12434-nucleotide messenger RNA. RefSeq names its product serine/threonine-protein kinase WNK1 (gene Wnk). The transcript has 26 exons. Gene Ontology annotation, cellular component: cytoplasm. Bases 3077 to 11191 code for a protein of 2704 amino acids. Gene Ontology annotation, molecular function: chloride channel inhibitor activity; ATP binding; protein serine/threonine kinase activity. The record is from RefSeq and is a predicted model, not a curated record. Gene Ontology annotation, biological process: protein phosphorylation; monoatomic ion homeostasis; intracellular signal transduction. Lineage: Eukaryota; Metazoa; Arthropoda; Insecta; Diptera; Cecidomyiidae.